Dicentrarchus labrax (European seabass) is the source of this 1730-nucleotide messenger RNA. RefSeq lists its product as uncharacterized. The transcript is spliced from 7 exons. Lineage: Eukaryota; Metazoa; Chordata; Actinopteri; Moronidae. Gene Ontology annotation, cellular component: membrane. The record is from RefSeq and is a predicted model, not a curated record. The coding region runs from base 369 to 1001 and encodes 210 amino acids.
UUGUGGUUCUUGUACUAUCUGAAUUUGAGGGUUAGGGUGCAGGAUGAGUGUUAUUUUGCUAAUGGAGUAUAUAGGUAUAAUCUCAGUCUGCCUCUAAAACGAAACCUGCAAAGAAGUAAGUAAGCAAGCUGAUAAGAUCUUCAGUCAUGACCAAUGAUCUUCCUGAAUCACUCCCUCAACAGUGGACUUUAACCAUUCAUUAUCAUCCAACUCAAGUGAACUUUGACCCUCUGGAUCUAGCGUGCUACACCGAGGGAUAACAGCAGCAGUGAGAAAGCUUUAAAGGUUUCCUAUUUCAGUUAAAUGACAUUUGUUAAUAUGAGGGCCUGUGGAUAAAUAAGUUAAAGCUUUAACAACAUUUGGGCAAGAUGACGCAGAACAUGUUUCAGGAGGGGCUGUACCAGGUGUUUUUUAAAGAGACACCCACAACCCGCCCACUGACCCAGGUUACCAAUCAGGGGGAGCUAGUCAAUGUCAGGAUUCAGCGUUGGUUUGGGACUGUAGUGAACACCAGACUGUUAGUCGCUGGGGUGGUGCAGAUCCUCAGUGCCUUACCUUGCAUACUAACCACAGUCAUUCAUGCAUGUGUGAGCUACAACUGCUCUGUCUCCAUGACAACACCAGUGUGGUCAAGCCUAUUUUAUGCAGCUGCUGGGUGUCUGGCAGUGGAGGUGCAGAGGAAAGCCAGUAAAUUAAAGAUUAUCUCACUGAUGGUUCUGAACGUCUUUACUCUACUGUUUGGUUUCUCUGCUCUCCUGGCCAAUAACCUCAGGUCUACCCAGCCUGUCGCACUCAAGACAGACCAACAGCGUGUUGGUUCAUAUGUUGCAAAGGGGAGCUCCAUAGCAUUUACUGUGCAGUGUUUUCUGGCAUCAGUCUACAUUCUUUUCCUGUCGUGGAGAGGCCUACGUCGCUACAGUCAGCCCCAUAUUCAGGCCUACCACCGCCUCUCACAGGAUCCGGACGGGCCUCUACUGGAACAAGGGGAAUUCAGUCUGUGAAACUGAAAGACUUUUUAAGACACUCCUGUUUUGUAAACUCAAGUUACUGUUGUUGAUCAGGGUCUGUAUGGUUGGUAUGAAUAGCUUAUGCAGUCCUGAUUGUGGAAAUUGUUUUCGUUAUUGUGAAAUUAUAUGUCACCUGACUGAUGGCUCAGUAUCGCUUCUCCUUUGGGAUCCCCAAAAACUUUCCAACAGCAAAGUCAAAACCUUAAAAUGAAAAGCAGCUUGUUAAACAAGUAAUGGUGUUUUUGAGUUGAGCAAUCUCACUGCUCUGUGGUGAACACUAGAGGGCAGCAUUGCCACUGAUUUGACAUGUUGUACAGGCUCAUCGACAAAUCAACUUAUUCUGUUCAGUGUAAGAACAGAGAAUGCACUUAAAAAUAAGAAUCAGGAUGAGACAUAAAACACACUGAAGAGAAGGUGACCGCACACUAAGGUGCUAUCACGUGUUAACAUAUAGAGAUAAUUCUGGUUAAGCAUUGCGAUGAGGAUAUACAGUGUAUUGUACAUCAUGUGUGGCAUGUAUAUAUAUGUAAGUGUGGUUGAAAUGUCGGUAAAAAAAAUCAUUGGAGCUGGAUGUGUGGUCAUCUUCUCUACAGAAUAUAAACAUUGUCAGGAAGGAGGCCUCUUGUUGUGGAACAGUAUGAUGUGUGGAUUGUGAAUUCACUGUUUUAAUCUAUCUAUGAUCACUGAGUGUAAAUAAAAUGAAAUAAAUGAUCUGUUUUAGUA